AUGUCAUCAGAACAAGGUGGUAAUCCGCUGCGAAAGUUUAAACUCGUAUUUCUUGGUGAACAAAGCGUUGGAAAGACUUCAUUAAUCACUCGUUUUAUGUAUGACAGCUUCGAUAACACAUAUCAAGCAACGAUUGGUAUUGAUUUCCUUUCCAAAACGAUGUAUUUAGAAGAUCGAACUGUCCGACUACAAUUAUGGGACACUGCUGGACAAGAACGUUUCCGAAGUCUUAUUCCAAGUUAUAUACGUGAUUCGACUGUUGCUGUUGUUGUCUAUGAUAUUACAAAUUCCAACUCAUUUCAACAAACUUCAAAAUGGAUUGAUGACGUUCGGACAGAACGUGGAAGUGAUGUUAUUAUAAUGCUUGUAGGUAAUAAGACAGAUUUGGCUGAUAAAAGACAAGUCUCAACAGAAGAUGGUGAAAGAAAAGCCAAAGAAUUGAAUGUUAUGUUUAUUGAAACAAGUGCUAAAGCAGGAUAUAAUGUUAAACAAUUAUUCCGACGCGUAGCAGCCGCUUUGCCUGGUAUGGAAACACCCGAACGUCGACCAGAAGAUUUAAUUGAAGUCAAACUUAAUAAUCAUAGUUCGCCACAUGAACCUACAAAUGAUAAUCAAAGUGGUUGUCGUUGUUAA
Adineta ricciae is the source of this 633-nucleotide messenger RNA. The record is from the annotation of a GenBank genome assembly. NCBI's taxonomy places the organism in Eukaryota, Metazoa, Rotifera, Eurotatoria, Adinetida, Adinetidae.